This is a messenger RNA of Momordica charantia (bitter melon), 3294 nucleotides long. RefSeq names its product carbon catabolite repressor protein 4 homolog 1. Lineage: Eukaryota; Viridiplantae; Streptophyta; Magnoliopsida; Cucurbitales; Cucurbitaceae. Gene Ontology annotation, molecular function: 3'-5'-RNA exonuclease activity. The record is from RefSeq and is a predicted model, not a curated record.
CUCUCCAGGUCCUCAUCUUUCUCUCUCUUUGAAAAACGCAUUAUAUUCAGAAAUAGACCCAAAAAUAAGAUCACUUUCACUUCCUCCUCUGUAAAACCCUAAUAAUCGAUCUUCCUCCUCCUCCUCCUCCUUUCUUCCCUCUUCGAUUCUUCGAUUCUUCGAUUCCGUUUCCGCCGAUCAGUCUCACGCCGCCUCAUUGUUUCUCUCCAGUUCCACACCUCGCUCGCAAGAUCUGCGCACAUGUUCUUCUAAUUUCUUGAUUUCUUGGGCCCUUUUUUCCCCCUCCCAUUUCGUCGCUGAAGUCUGCGGUUUUUGAGCUUGUGUAAAUGGUGGAUCCGCCUGUUCUACACCUGUUGUGGUAUUCUUCAAGCUGCGUGAGUUGUUUUCGUUUCCUGUUGUGUUCGAUUCGCGUUGAUAGGUUUGCCCGGCUGUGACGAUUGCGACGAGAGUGAAAAAGCAUGCUGAGCGUGGUACGCGUGCAUCUGCCUUCCGAUAUUCCUAUUGUAGGCUGCGAGCUCACACCCUACGUCCUCCAUCGCCGCCCGGAUAAGAACAUCAACACCGAUGAUGUCUCCGAGUCGGCUCCACUUGACGGUCAAUUCCUGAGAUACAGAUGGUAUCGCUUACAAAGUGAUAAAAAAGUUGCUGUUUGUAGUGUACAUCCUUCUGAGCAAGCCACUUUACAAUGUUUAGGUUGUGUUAAAGCCAAAAUUCCUGCUUUUAAAAGUUACCAUUGCACCACCAAAUGCUUUUCAGAUUCUUGGCAGCAUCAUCGUGUUCUACAUGACCGUGCUGCCAGUGCUAUGAAUGAGAAUGGAAAUGAAGAGGAAGAGUUAUUUGGUCGCUAUAAUAAUAAUUCAACAUCUGGUGCCAUCAACUCCAGCUCAUCUAGUUCUACGUUAAGUACUAGCUUGACAAAUGGUUCAACACCAUUAUACCCGACAGCUGUUACACAAAAGACUGGUGUGGAGACUUGGUUAGAAGUAGGACGCUGUAAGAGUUACACACCAACUGCUGAAGAUAUUGGCCAUGUCCUCAAGUUUGAAUGUGCUGUAGUCGAUGUGGAAACCAUGUUGCCUGUGGCAUCUCCACUUACUGUAUUGACUUCUCGGGUCAUUCCAGCUCCAUCUGCUAGUCCACGUCGCUUAAUACCUGUUAAUGGGGUUGAUGUGAUGGGAAAGAUGGAUUUAGAUGGCCGUGUGUCAUCAUCAGGAACCUUUACAGUGCUUUCAUACAAUAUUUUGGCUGAUGUGUAUGCCACCAGUGAAACAUUCAGUUAUUGCCCUUCAUGGGCCCUUUCGUGGCCCUAUCGCCGGCAAAAUCUUCUCCGGGAGAUAGUUGGCUAUCGUGCAGAUAUAAUUUGUCUUCAGGAGGUUCAAAGUGAUCACUUUGUGGAAUUUUUUGCUCCUGAAUUUGACAAACAUGGUUAUCAAGCUCUUUACAAGAGAAAAACUAAUGAGGUCUACAAUGGGAACAUACAAACAAUUGAUGGCUGUGCAACAUUUUUCCGUAGAGAUAGAUUUGCACACGUCAAAAAAUAUGAGGUUGAGUUCAACAAAGCUGCACAAUCUUUGACUGACCCUGCUACUAUUCUAACUGCACAAAAGAGAAAUGCUUUAAACCGGUUAAUUAAGGAUGACGUUGCACUUAUAGUAGUUCUUGAAUCGAAAUUCAGCACUCCAACCGUUGAUAAUCCAGGAAAAAGGCAGCUUGUUUGUGUGGCUAAUACGCAUAUAAAUGGAAAUCAAGAUUUGAAAGAUGUCAAGCUCUGGCAGGUGCACACUCUACUGAAAGGUCUGGAAAAAAUAGCUGUCAGUGCAGAUAUUCCGAUGUUGGUCUGUGGGGAUUUUAAUUCUAUUCCUGGAAGUGCUCCACAUCAUCUUCUCGCAAGGGGGAAGGUAGAACCAACGCAUCCGGAUUUAGCCGUAGAUCCUCUAAAUCUAUGUCAGCCACAUAGCAAAUUGUCACAUCAGCUACCAUUGGUUAGUGCUUAUUCCUCCUUUGCAAUAAAGGGAGUUGGUAUCAGUUUAGAUAAGCAGCGGAAAAGGCUGGAUCCUACAACAAAUGAACCCUUGUUUACAAAUUGUACUCGGGAUUUCAUCGGAACCCUGGACUACAUAUUCUACACGGCGGACACUUUGACAGUGGAGUCUUUGUUAGAGCUCUUGGAUGAGGAGAGCUUGAGGAAAGAUACAGCACUUCCCUCCCCAGUGUGGUCCUCUGAUCAUAUAGCACUCCUUGCUGAGUUUCGGUGCAAAUCUCGGUCUAGACGUUAACCAAUAGUGUAGUUCAGGUGUGUGGAAGAAAGCAUCGAAAGCAAGAAGAUGCAGAAGAAAAAGGGUGUGUUGGUUGAGAAAAAAAGUACAUUAAAUAUAGUAAGAAAUGGUGGUAGAUCAUGCGGUGUUCAAUUCCCACAGGUAUCUCCACGUGAGAUCAUAAUCUUCACUAUGAUCUGCUUUUGUAUUUGUGGUACCUACCUUCUUCAUCAUCUCAUAGUAAAGUUUUUAAAUCUCAUGCCUUAAUCCCUUCGCAUCACACACCAUCCUCUCUUCUAUCCUUUUACAACUCUAUACCACCCUUCUCAUAAACGGGCAAAAAUAUAUACUUUACUCGUCUCUCUUUAGUGCUCUUUCUAAGAGAGAGAGAAUAGGGAGAUGAUUAUAAUGGCCUUUACCAAUGAUAUUUUCUUCAGUUGAGUCUUUUUCUUCCUUUUUUUUGGGGGCUGGGGGUUUCUUUUCAUUUUGAGAAUAUUAUAUCACUAAUACGGAGGUGUGAGGAUUUGAACUUAUGACCCUUUGGACGAGAUGAGAAUUAGAAGACCGUAGGUUUUCUCACCCUGAUUAUAAGUGAUUUUAAAGAGGGUGAUCUCCACCCUUUGCCCCGAGGCUGUUUCUUCCUAUUGUGUUUAAUACAUCAUUGUUUCUUAUCCAAAAAAAAGUACAUAGGUUUAGAGAGAAACAUGCACGUAGGACUAGUUGAACAAUGUUCAAGUCAAAUAUAACUUUUUAUAUUGGUGGACGAAUGCGUAUUUGAGUCUCCAUAUCCAUAUUUGUUAAGAAAUUAUUUGGGUGGACUGGUACAACGCGGCUAUUCUUGGAUGUGCAGAAGUGAAAAAUUAAAAACUCUAUUUCGAACAUGCAUCUAAUAGUUAGGAAGAGGUGGCACUGAUGCUGUGGCAGUUACAUUAUUAAUUUUUUGUAUCAAUGAUAGCGAAGGAUGGCCAAGGAUUUGCUGAAUUAUGUGUUCUAUGGUUCUAGAAUUUGAUGAUGGAACCGUGUUUUGAAAAAAAAAAAA